UCUUCUUCUUCAGAGUCCACACCAUUUCAGAGUUCAGAGUUCAGUUCAGUUCGCUGAUCGACGCCAAGAACCCUCCCGACCACCGGGAAACCGACCUGAGAAUUCUUCUUCUUCUUCUAGCUGCUGUUUCUUGGCUCCGGAAGAGAACGAUCAUGAAUGCCUCAGUUGGGAAUUCUUGAAGAUACCAAAAUGUACUUGUUCCUACUGACUGAGUAAUUAAGGACGUCCAUCCUACGAUCUACGGCCUUGUUUGGCAGUUCUGCUUGGUUUGAAAGUAGCUGAUGAACAUGCCAAGAUCAGACUAUUCCGAUGAUGGAGAAGACGACGUCUUCUUCGACGCGUUUGACGAUGACGACGACGACGACGACGAUAAGAACAGAAGCUCAACGGAGAUUAGUACAAGUGAAGCUGGGUACGAGCUGUGGGCAGGUGAGCCGAUGAGUGUCAGAGAAAGGAGACACAGAUUCCUGAAAGGAAUGGGGUUUCUUGAGCCCGGUCCUACCGGGACGGCCUUCCCCCAGUGGCUGGCAGAAAUCGCAACAACGGAUUGCUGCUCAUUUCACGAUUUCGAGGAGAGGAUCAGUAGCAUCUGCUCUUCCUUCCGUUCUUGCUUCUCUGACAGUAUUUUGGCAGCAACAGACAAUACUAAUGAUAGUGCUGAUAACUGCACAAGGGAUGUGGAUUAUAACAGUAGUGGAAGGAGAAGCACAACAUCUCAUGAUCAAGGCCAGCACGAUGUCCUCUCGGAGAUUGUUGAGGAGGCUGGAACAUCAUCUGAUGAAAUGGUGACUCCAAAUGCGCCUGAGAUUGUGCCUGGAUUCUCUAAACUAAUGCGAAAACUACUGCGCAUUCGCUUCGGUCACGGCCCUAAGAGAAACGAAUUCAAGAGCUUGUGGGAAAUCUUCAUGAGGAAGAAGGUUUCAGAUAGAGUACUUUCCAUGGAUGAUGUACAUGUCCAACCAAGAGGAUUGAACUCAGGCACAUUGUACAGGACAAAAGUUCAUCAGCAGAACAAGAAGUGGAUGGACUUCACUGCCGUCUACAUGUGCCAGGAGAUCCAGGCACACGAGGGAUUGAUCAGGGUGAUGAAGUUCAGUUCAUCCGGGUGGCAUCUAGCCAGUGGCGGCGAGGAUUGCGUCGUGCGCGUUUGGCAGAUCACAGAGGUUGAAUCUUCGCCUGAUUUGUACGGCAGAGAUGUUCCUGAAGACAUGAACAAGAAGAAGGACGUGAAAAUUAAGCCCCUCGCGAUCAUACCAAAGAAGGUUUUCAGUAUCACAGAGACACCUCUGCAUGAGUUUCAAGGCCAUACAAGUGAUGUCCUGGAUUUGGCAUGGUCAAAGUCAGAUUUUCUCUUGAGUUCAUCGAAAGACACGACAAUACGCAUGUGGAAAGUUGGCUGUUAUGACUGCCUUGCAGUAUUCAGACAUGGAGAUUAUGUUACAUGUGUUCAAUUCAAUCCAGUUGAUGAAAGGUACUUCAUCAGUGGCUCAAUAGAUGGCAAAGUUCGUGUUUGGGAUGUUUCAGACAAGCGAGUAGUUGAUUGGGAUGACACAAAAUACAUCAUAACAGCUAUAAGUCACCGACCAGAUGGAAAGGGUUUCGUUGUCGGUUCUGUCAAAGGGAGAUGCCGCUUCUAUGAUCAAUCUGGUCUUUUCCCAUUAGGUCGAAACAUUGAAAGGAACAAACUGAUGCGCAUAAAGCGGAGACGGUGUGCUGCCAACAAGAUUACCAAUAUUCAGUUCUCUCAGGGCCAUCCAUCUAGGAUGAUAAUCACAUCGAAAGAUCACAAAAUCCGAGUCUCUGAAGGUCAUAAGAUCACCCAAAAGUUUCAAGGACAAUGGAGGUCCAAGGUGUUGGUGCCUCCGUCGCUGACGCCCGACGGCAGGUACCUGAUAUCGGCGGGGAGGGACUCCAAGAUCCGCAUCUGGAACUUCGACGGCGGCGGCAGGCGGCGGAGGGUGGUGAGCUCGCGCGAGCUCUUCUUCUCCGAGGGCGUCACGGCGGUGGCGCCGUGGGCGAGGGCGAUGGGCGGCGGCGGCGGCGGAGCGGACGCGCCGACGCUGUGCUACGACCGGGAGCGGUGCUCGUUCGGCACGUGGUUCGUCGUGCCCGACGGGGCGGCGGCGGCGGCGGCUACGACGUGGCCGGAGGAGAGGCUGCUGCCGUCGCUGAGGUACGUGAACUGCGCCGGGAUGGACGACUGCCGGUCCCAGGUUCCGGCGGCGUGGAACAUGGUGGUGGUGACCGGCAGCCGCGGCGGCGCCAUCAGGGCCUUCCACAACUACGGCCUGCCGGUCAGGCUGUAGCCUGUAAGCCGGCGAGAUGUCGCCAUUGACUCUCAGCUGCUGCUGGCAGCUGGCAAGCUUGCUUGGCUAGUGAUGAGCUAUCGAGCUGCAUGCAUGCGUGCGUGGAGAAUAGUAAUUUUGGCAAAGUGCCAAAGCGGAAUAGGUAGAUUGGUAGCAGGGAAGAAGAGACUAGUAUGAACUGUAAGAAGGAAAGGAAUAUGGUACUCCAUAAAGUUAGAAAUAUUUCGCCAAAGUGAGGGAAGAAAGAAAGGGAGAAUGGUUGUUUCUUGUUAAA
Oryza sativa Japonica Group (Japanese rice) is the source of this 2580-nucleotide messenger RNA. RefSeq lists its product as uncharacterized. The record is from RefSeq and is a predicted model, not a curated record. Gene Ontology annotation, molecular function: protein binding. Lineage: Eukaryota; Viridiplantae; Streptophyta; Magnoliopsida; Poales; Poaceae.